Molecule: messenger RNA, 2933 nt
Organism: Podarcis lilfordi (Lilford's wall lizard)
Lineage: Eukaryota; Metazoa; Chordata; Lepidosauria; Squamata; Lacertidae
Source: the annotation of a GenBank genome assembly
AAACAAGCCCUCACUGCAAGAGGACUGUGAAGCACGGCAACUUGAGGCGUUUCCCAUUCCAAAUCAAGAACAGGCUCUGGAGCUGAAACAAGACCCAGGCUCCAAUAAAGUGGAUUAUUUCCAAGCAUUUGAGAAGCUUCAGACAGCUGCAGCUAGGAUGAGAAGUCUCACAGUCCAGGGUGAAAGAAGAACAGGGACAAAAUCAAAACUGCUUCUUACCUAGAACUGAGCCGUAUGCUCUUUUCCGAUGAGCCUAAAGGAUAUAAACAAUAUUGCCGAGGUCUCUUGGAAGAACUGCCCAGAUGACACAAUGCUUGAAGAAAACCUAGUUUCAAGGCUUUUUAGCAGACCCAAGUGCACAGAAGAUUUUGCAGAAACUAACGAGGGCACAUCAAAUAUUUCGGGGCUUCGAGACAGCUUGGACCAAGUCCAAAUGAGCAACUGUAGCGAAUAUCCCCACUCGAGCAAUGGCAGCUCAACAAGUCAGAGUUCCUGGCAGGACCACUUUGUCAGUCUAAAGCAGCAGAUGGCCAGGCAGAAGGCAGAGUACGAGACUAAGAUUUCAAGGUAAGAGCUCCGUCCCUGAAAUUUCUAAUGCAUUUCCUUUGGGUUUCUCAGGGGUUCCUACAAUGAAAAGGCAAGGAGCUGUGUUGGUUUCUAGAUACUGGCAACACCUAUUGGUUUUUGCCAGAAUAAGUUGGAAUAAUUUACAUACAGAAUGUACUAAAAAUAAAAAAUAAUCACAUGCCUCAAACUUUGAACUGGUGCUGUAGUUUUAGCUGUGACCUUUAAAGGGGUAAUGAACAUAACUGUGCUUUGCCAGAACAGUAUUUUCUUCCAGAAAGGCCAACAGAAAAAUAUGACUGUAUGACUGGCAUGUAUUGGGUGGCUGUCUGUGGGUGGCUGUCUGAAUGCACGUUUGUUGGGUGGUGGUGGUUUUCAAUAGCAAAAAGAUAAGAGUGUGUACUUUUCACCCUCCCUCUUUAUCUACCACAAUCUUACUGCAUCUUGCAAUGAGACUUGAGCUCCUGGGGAUAAUAUCCCUUCCCCCUGCCCUCCACUGGCCCCCUGUAGUCAGUGUGGUUCUGUAAGUGAUGAAUGCGUGAAGAUUGAAAUUCCAAACAGCAACAGGCAUACUAGAUAGAGAGAUUGAUCUGGUCAUAGAUGUGAUGGUUUUAAUAAUUUUGUAUCAGGGCAUGUGAGAAGAGCAACAGUAUCCUUCUUUGAAUUGUGUCUUAUUUAUAGGGCCAAGGGUGAAGCGCUUGAAAAUUGCUAUGCUUUAAAAAUCACUAUGUCAAAAGACAGCCAGGAGAAAGGUGGGCUGCAAAAUGCUAAACUACAGUGUCUGUGUUUAUGCCAACAGCCUGGAGCAACGGAACAAAGAACUGCAGUUAGAGAUUAAAGAUCUGCAUUUGAAACUGGGUCAGCAACGGAAGUGGCAUUGCUUGGUGGAAAUUAAAAUGCGCAACACAGAGAGGGCACACAAAGAUGCGGAGAGAAGGAAUGAAGCACUUCAGAGGGAAAUGGAAGAGUUUUUUGAUACUUUUGGAGAAUUAACACACGAAGGAAAGAUAACAGAGCAAAUUGGCCAGAGCUUAUAGGGAGUGACUGGCCUUGAUUCUGGCUCCCCUGCUGCCACCACUCCCAUUUUCUUACUACAUCCAAAUGUAAAAGUUGGAAAUCCUGGACUUUUCAGAGCAAUAUAACAUACUAUGAUUAUAUAGGAUUCUUCUUGCUUAUAAUUUAAAAUAUUUCUAUAUGUUGUAAAGUAUGUUGUGCAAUGCUUAAUUCAAACAGUUAAUGCAGAAUUCAGGGUUACACACUAUGAUACCAUUGACCAUGGCAGGCUGCUGGAUUGGCUCUGUGGCAUGAAUCUGGGGUGGGGGCAGCACUGGUUCUAGUUGCAACAUUGUGUCCAGAAAGUAGCACUGAGAAAAUGUUCCUCGGGCCCACGGCAGUUACGUUACGGGAUCCCACAAGGCACUCUUUUAUCCCCAAUGCUAUUCAGCACUAAAUGAAGCCAAUGAGAGCAGUCAUUUGGAGUUUUGGAACAAGGUGCCGUUCAUAUGCUGAUGAUACUCAGCUCGGUUUUUCCAUUGCAUGUGAUUUAGGAGCAGCAGUGAAAGACUGGGACUAGUGCCUGGAUGCAGUGAUGGGCUGAGUCUGAACUAUGGGAAGACAGAGGACUUAUGGGUAGGUAGUUCUUUGAUCUGGGAUGCAGGCCCAAUUACCUGCCCUGGAUGGGGUUGCACUCCCUCUGAAGGAGCAGGUACUGUACAUAGUUUGAGUAUGCUGCUUGAACCACCAUUGUCACUUAAAUCUCAGGUGGCCUUUGUGGCUAUUAGUGCUUUUUAUCAGCUUCAGCUGAUAUGUCACCUACAGCCAUUCCUGGAUAGGGGUAAUGUGAACGCUGUAGUUCAUGCUUUGGUAACAAUCAAGCCCUGAUUACUAAGAGACCUGCACUGACUUUCCAUUUUCAGGUUCACAGCUCUUGUACUCGUGUACAAAGCCCUGAAUAACUGAGGCCCACGAUACCUUAGGGAUCUCCUUACCCUAAGCAUCCCAAGUUAACCACUGAGGUCAUCCAGGAGAGCAUGACUAUGGGCCAGAAGCAUGACUCAUGUCAAAGAGGAGUUACGCUUUCAAGGGUCCAACUCUAUGGCACUCCUUCCCCCAGGAAGUUAAGACAGGCACCAGCCCUACUGAGUUUCAGAUGCAUGAAAGUUUUUGAACCCUGAAUGCUUCUUAAUAUAACUUUCUACUUUUAAUUAAAAAACAAUCCUUUGAGAGUUUAAAUUCUGGAGAUUUUAAAUUUUGGAGGUCUUUUUUUUUCUUUCCAGGGGACAAUCCCAUAACAUGGGGUAUAGUCUGCUAUCUGUAUUACUGCAAUGAUGGGCAACAUGGAUAAAGAGAAUGAAGACCCAUUCACCAAA